GCUAAACCAGCAGGCAGAGUGCGGAAGUACAUGCAAGGCGUAAACAACUCGUCUCUGCAACUGUUGUCUCACUUGCUACUGUGAACAUGAGCUAACUGACCGACAAACCUCCACGAAGCAAAUUCGCUAGAAAAGAUCCAACAUGAGUCAUGGCUAUCCUUUCCUGCUCUGUAUGGCAGUCGUCUCUGCCUUCCCAAUGCUGCCUCCACAAAUGUGGACAAAACUCAUCCUCACUCACCAUUGGCCCAACACCUUCUGUGGCAUGGAGCACUGUCACCCGAACAUUAGUUACUGGACACUACACGGGUUCUGGCCCGACAAAGGGAAUCUUUGCAACUCAUCAUGGCAUUUCAAUUCUUCUGAAAUAGAGGAUUUGCUCCCAGACAUGGAGAAGAGUUGGCCUGACUUACUAAAACCAACAUCAGCUGGAUUUUGGAAGUAUGAGUGGAGCAAACAUGGCACUUGUGCUGCCAAAGCACCCUCGCUUGAUAGUCAACACAAAUACUUCAGCAAGGCCCUGGAACUGUAUCAUAAAGUGGACUUGAAUAGUAUCCUGAAGAAAUUUGAUAUUGUUCCGUCAGAAAACUACUACAAAUUUUCCCAAAUUGAAGGAGUCAUAGAGAACUUCUAUGGUGUCAAACCAAAGAUCCAAUGUGCCCACCCCUCAAAGAAUAGCGGUGCUCAGAUUUUGGGUCAGAUUGAGAUUUGUUUCAGCCCCGACUUCUCCCUCACAGACUGCGACAAACACCUCUCACUGGAGAUCUUCUCUAUUGAAGACCAGAGAUUUUCCAAAGGAUCUGGUUUCAGUGUCUGUGAACAUGACAUACCAGUUUACUAUCCACCUGUUUGAAAACACACAACAGUGUUUACUAUUGCACACAUAUUGUAUACUCUCUUAGAAGUUUACUCCUCAACUGUACUGUAAAUUUAGCAAGGAGCAAUGCAAACAGCCUGGUCAUAAUAACUGUACUUUUUCUGGUAAUAGUUUGUCCAUAAAAAGCAACAGUCAGUGCUAUACCAGAUUCUGUCGCUUUCAAUCUCCUGUAAUUUGAAUUGUUUUUUAUUUAAAGUAAAAAUUUAAUUACCUAUGAUAUUCACAAGAUGAACUAACUAUUCUGCCAAUUUAGAAAGCUUAUAAAUCAUUUCAACAAUGUGAAAAUCUUUUGGUUUCCUUUGUUCCUUACAAUAAUUGCACAAUAGGGUCUUCACACUCAGCGAUUCUUAUUGCUGAGCUUUCCUCAUGUCGCUCAUCUUAAACCUUGUGCCUUUUCAGGCCGUUAACGCUAACAAUAUUAACAUUAGAGUGUAUGACAAGUAAAUAAGUAGCUCUAAGAAUUAAUGGUAGUUGUAAAAUACACCAUUUUUUAUUGAAGGUGUUUUGUUUUAUAGUUCAAGCCUAUUUAAAGUUCACAUGUCAAUGUGAAGUGGUCUGUCCUGGAAUACAGAGAAGCUUCACAAUGCUUAGCAUUUGUCAACCCGGUCAUAGCCUAGUAUAACUAUUGAUGCUGUUGUUCGUGUGGUGUAAAUGAAUUGAUUAUCCCUGCAGUGUAUUAUUUUUGUUAAAUGUCAAAAUAUGUUUUGAUUCAGUGUAUGUUGCAUAAAAAACAAAUCAUGUCUAUAUCAUUAAAUGUAUUU
Molecule: messenger RNA, 1635 nt
Organism: Doryrhamphus excisus (bluestripe pipefish)
Lineage: Eukaryota; Metazoa; Chordata; Actinopteri; Syngnathiformes; Syngnathidae
Gene: rnaset2
Product: ribonuclease T2
Biological process (GO): RNA catabolic process
Cellular component (GO): extracellular region
Molecular function (GO): ribonuclease T2 activity; RNA binding
Source: RefSeq, a predicted model, not a curated record